AAGUCUAGUUCUAGGCAGUGGGAGAGCAAAGAGUGCUGAGUGGAGCAUCAAAUAGAGGACAGGAAGAGCAGUGAAACUCUGUGUUACAAAAUCUUCCACAAGCCAGGACGGGACAAGAAAGUCGUGAUGAAGCUCUUUUGCCUGUUGCUGCUGCUAGUCAUUUCUGCUGCUUCUAUCCCUCUGGAAACCUCAGGUAGAGCAGAGUACACCACCCUUUCCUCCCGGGGCUAUACCACAGACCCAAGCCCAACCGAGGCAAAGUCUCGCUUCGCCAUGCUGGAUGACGUGCGUCUACUUGCGAACGGCCUCCUUCAGCUAGGCCAGAGUUUACGGGAGUUCGUCCACAAGACCAAAGCCCAAAUCAACGACAUCUUCCAGAAGUUGAACAUUUUCGACCGCUCUUUCUACCAGCUCUCGGUGGUCACGUCGGAGAUCAAGGAGGAAGAGGAGGAGCUGAAGAAGACCACCAGUUUCUUGAAAACCAACAAUGAAGAGAUCAGGAACCUGUCGCUUGAAAUAAACUCCAAAAUCAACGGCAUCCUGCAGGAGCGUACACAGCUGCAGAGCAAGGUGGGGAACCUGGAGGAGCGGCUGAAGGGACUGUCAGAGAGCUUGAUCCCUGCUGAACAGCUCGGAGAAAUCUCAACCCUUAAGGAGGUGAUCGAUGCUCAAGAAAAGACAAUCACCAGUCUCCUGAAUGCUGUGAGGGAGCAGCACGAGCAGCUCGACCACCAGAAUAUGAAGAUCAAAAAUCUAGAGAAGCUAACUUCUGACAGCUUUCAAGACACCGUCGACAAGCCAAUUAAUUCAGAUUCUGCAGCUUCGGACAUGUUUGAAUAUUUGACAGGAAACACAACUGGUCUAGACACAAAUGACCUCCCCACAGACUGCAGUGACCUGUUCAACAAAGGAGAGACAAACAGUGGAAUCUAUGUUAUCAAGCCAAACCAAUCUGAGCCAUUCAACGUGUACUGUGAAAUGGGCUUAGAUGGAGGUUCGACUGUCGUCCAACGCAGGGUUGAUGGGUCAGUGGACUUUGACCAGACAUGGGACAAGUAUGAGAAAGGCUUUGGAGAUGUGGAAAAGGACUUCUGGUUGGGCCUGAAGAAGAUCCACAGCUUGACAAAGCAGGGAGUUUACAUCCUGCGUAUCGAUGUGGAAGACUGGAAGGAGGAGAAGCACUGGGCUGAGUACCGCUUCUCACUGGAGGGUCCUUCCAAAGACUACACCAUUCAUGUCAGCCACUUCUCUGGUGACCUGUCUGAUGCCAUGGCCAACAGCACCGGCAUGAGAUUCUUCACAAAAGACAGAAACAAUGACAACCACAGAAACUCCAACUGUGCUCGCAGUUAUGCAGGUGGUUGGUGGUACAAUGUCUGUGGAGAGACCAACCUCAAUGGACGGUAUUUGUGGUUGAGGGCCAAGGGGCGUUCAAUGAGAAGAAAAGGUAUUUACUGGAAGCCUGGAACAGGGCCCUCAUACUCCCUCAAGACAGCCAAGAUCACCUUAAAACCAGCCCUUACUUUUCAGAGCUUCAACUGAAACUAAAGAGUCAACACCAACACUUCUGCCAUCGUCAACAAACAUGCUCAGCAAGAGAACUAACAGAUGCAUGAUCCAUGUACCGUAUAUGAUGACAAAUUCUUCAUUUAUUUGCCACAUUAAGCUGACUGCUUCCUACCCCAGUUUUUGAAGUUGGUGCUGACCGAGCAAAAACAGGCCAAAAAUGUCACAAGUCAGAAAAUGCUGAACAUGCAAUGAUGCAACACUGCCACCCUGCCACGAGGGUCGUUAACCUAUUGGGUCUGAUCCAGUGGGGACAGUAGAUUUGGCAUUAUGCAACAUCUGCUAUCACUUGCAAAAUGGACGUAUUGAUCCACAUCAGCAAACUGACUCAGUGCUGGCCGGAAAAUGUGACAGUACAACAGCCGAGAGAGGAAAAACCAUGAGGGGUGAUUAGGAAGGAAGUCCAAACUGAGAUUUCUUACCUGUGGUGAAAUAUUUUCUGUCGAUUUUAAUGUAUUUUACUGCAUCUGUGUCAACUAAGCUAUUUAAAAUGUAUUUUAUCUUGUGGUGUAAAAUACUUGCAUGUUGUCCUGGAGCUACAGACACCCAAACAAGUUGUUACAUAAAAGGCAUGCAUUAUACAAGUCAAGGUUUAAAGACACGCUGCAUCUUCAACAUCUCAAGAAGUACAUACUGGUUCAUUCUCUCCAGUAAAGGCUUUAUAUUUGUCCUGGUAUUUUACACUGCUUCAGCCCUAGUUUCAUAGGAAAUAAUCUUUUAUGUCAGCAGACUGACCGCACAAAAAAUUGGAGGUUCAUAGCUUUAGCAGCGCACUGAUAUGGUUUCUCUCUGUUUUUUUGUGCUUUUUUUACUCUGAGGUAUUUAAACCAUGUUCAUGCUAACCUGGUAUUCUUUUGCAAAUCUAAUUUCUAUGUAUGUCCUAAGUUACUGAGUCAUAUUGACUCUUGCACAUCACUACAUUGUAACUGUACUGUAAAUGUGCCUCAUACAAACACCGUAACCUGACAAGUAGCUAUGUGCUCUAAAAAUGAUGUAUUUAUGAAAACCAAAUAAAUUCUUGAACCAUGAAACGUGA
Notolabrus celidotus (New Zealand spotty) is the source of this 2602-nucleotide messenger RNA. RefSeq names its product angiopoietin-like 3 (gene angptl3). Gene Ontology annotation, biological process: phospholipid catabolic process; triglyceride homeostasis; cholesterol homeostasis. The transcript is spliced from 7 exons. The record is from RefSeq and is a predicted model, not a curated record. The coding region runs from base 127 to 1542 and encodes 471 amino acids. Lineage: Eukaryota; Metazoa; Chordata; Actinopteri; Labriformes; Labridae.